Messenger RNA from Dictyostelium discoideum AX4, 201 nucleotides. RefSeq lists its product as hypothetical. Bases 1 to 201 code for a protein of 66 amino acids. Gene Ontology annotation, biological process: response to UV. The transcript has a single exon. NCBI's taxonomy places the organism in Eukaryota, Evosea, Eumycetozoa, Dictyosteliales, Dictyosteliaceae. The record is from RefSeq and is a predicted model, not a curated record.
AUGGAUUUAGAAUCAAGAAAGAAAUUAAGCGAUUUAAUUAAAACAGCAACAUCAACAGGUACACUUGAAUUAUCAACUGAACAUGCUCAACAAUUUAAAUUAAUUUUAAAACAAUCAAAUUCAAAUGUCAAGAGUGCAUUCGAUCUUUUAUUUGAUAGAUUAAAAAUUAAACAUUCUCAGGUAAAUAUUACCUAUUUUUAA